AUGAAAUUUGUUGGACCAGAGUGGCUUUGGAAGUAUCAGCAGGAUGUCAUCGUUAUAAACAGAAACUGCCAAUUUGUAAGAUAAUUAAUAUUUUUGUUGUAAUUUAGAUUUAUAGCGGUUGUUGUAUAAGCCCAAAAUGGGAUUUAACCAAAAAUUUUUAGAUUAUGAGCGGAACUCCUACCCACAAUACUCCUCAGUCCAGCCUCAGAAAAUCUCAUUCUUCGCAAAAACAGAAGAGUGUCACAAUCGUUGACAAUGUCGUUCGCACUAGGAAUAUCUCAACUCAAACGGUCCAUACUAAGUCUGCAACUACACAGACAAAGUUGUUUAAAAAGCCGCUAAGAAAAUUAAAAGGCAAUGAAGACGUUAAAGUUCCGAAAAAGCGAGGAAGGCCACGGAAGUCGGACGUUCAGCCAAAAGCUUCGCCGUCUGUGACUGAAGUCAAUAUUCCGCAGAAAAAGCGGCGACAACGACCGGGAUUGGUCGAUGAUGACAGCAAAACCAUUGGGGAAAGAAUUAGGAAGCGAACGGCAGAAUUAAGUAGGUUCAUUAGAAAACAAAUAUGAGAGCAUUAGUUUUGUACUCAUUUUCUAAAUUUAGCCGACAUGCUAAUGGAGAAGAAGAAGAGGAGGAAUGGAUCGGCGUUGGAGGCCAAACUGAAGGAAUUCUUGGACAUGCAUCCGAUUGGACAAGCGUCCGAUUGGAACCUCGCUUCCUCGAGUUCGACAUUUGAUGCAGGAGAACAAUUGCUAAGAGAUAUUGAGUCGCAGAAGUGCCAGAUCGUCGUGAACUGCGCACCAGCUAGACGCCGGGGACGUCGCCGGCUUUAUUUGCGAAACCCUCCGCCUGAAGUGAUUACCAUUUCGGACGAGCAAGAGGUGGUGACUAUUGAAGGGUCGGCAGAAGGAGAGGAAGCGGAAUCGUCAGGAAAUGAAAAAUCUGCAGUCGAAAGCGCCUUAUAUGACCUCGUUGAAAGUGUUAUAGCACAAGAAUCAACCGCUGCUGAAAGUAAUCGAGAUGAAGAAGCGAUUGAGAACGAGCAAUCUCUGUGUGAAAGUCCAGAAGGAACAGAAUCUUUAUAUGAAACAGCCGCAGACAAAUCUUUUUCAAAUGGAAGGGUGGUGGAAGACUCUGCAUUAAUGCCAUCUGAAAACGAUGUUAAUAACGACAUCACAGAGCCAGAUGCUGACCAACAGCCGGCUGCCGAAGAUGCUCUUGAAGUAGCGCUUGAGAACUCUUCUACGACUGACGAAAAUUCAAAGGAAUCGGAGACCCCGGAAGUCCUAGCACCCUCAAAUACGUCCAACGAUGUCGAGAUGGAAGAAUUGAACGAGCAGAGAACGGAAGCUGAAUAUACCGCUCCUGAACCUCAAGCAGAAAGCAUGGAAAUUCAAGAAUCGGCUUCUGACGAAACGAACGCGACAUCUCCCGCUCAAGAAGAGUCCGAAGCCUGCCACAGCCGGAGCAACAGCAGUGUUGACUUCGAGAACACCCCGGUGGAAAAUGAAGCCGAAAGCCUUGACCACAACAAGUUUGAUGACGUUUUGACAACUCCGCCUCCGCUAGACUUCGAUGAACAUCAAAACUUUCUGGAAUCCGAUGAAGAAUAA
This is a messenger RNA of Bursaphelenchus xylophilus (pine wood nematode), 1610 nucleotides long. The record is from the annotation of a GenBank genome assembly. Lineage: Eukaryota; Metazoa; Nematoda; Chromadorea; Rhabditida; Aphelenchoididae.